Messenger RNA from Drosophila hydei, 1182 nucleotides. RefSeq names its product CD2 antigen cytoplasmic tail-binding protein 2 homolog (gene holn1). NCBI's taxonomy places the organism in Eukaryota, Metazoa, Arthropoda, Insecta, Diptera, Drosophilidae. The transcript is spliced from 3 exons. Gene Ontology annotation, molecular function: protein binding. Gene Ontology annotation, cellular component: U5 snRNP. The record is from RefSeq and is a predicted model, not a curated record. Bases 102 to 1040 code for a protein of 312 amino acids.
AUUCAAUGCAACUCUGGUCAAAGCAACAUAAAUAUUUUUAUUAACUUUUAUAAUAUAGCAAUUGCUAUAAAAAGAUCGGCUAUAACAUAUAAUAUAUAAACAUGGCAUCGAAAAGAAAACAAAAUUUUGCUGUGUCUGAUAGUGAAAUAUUUAAAAAGAAACACACUCUAGACUCAGAUGAAGAAGACUCCGACGACUACGAACGAGACAAUCUUAAUGACAGUGAUAUAGAAGGUGGUGAAGAAGGUGUGGGUAAGGUAGAAGAUGAUGUCAAGAUAACACCAUUUAAUAUGCGUGAAGAACUGGAAGAGGGGCAUUUUGAUAAGGAAGGCCACUAUCACUGGAACAAAGAAGCAGAAAUUAAGGAUAACUGGUUAGAUAACAUAGACUGGGUUAAGGUAGAGAAAGAUAAAAACUACUUUGAUCCAAACAAUGAUGAAAACUCGGCGGAUAGCAGUUUACCUGCUAAACCAUUCAACCAGUCAAUGGCCCUUACUAAAAUGCUGGAGUAUAUGAAACCAGGUGAAAGUGUCCAAAUGGCUUUGCAACGAUUGGGUCGUAAGCGACCUAAGCUAUCAACUCUCGAGAAGCUGCGGCAAAAGAAAGCCGGCAUUGAGAACAAUGAAACGCAACAAAUUGCAAAACUAACGGAAUUGGCAAACGAAAUACUGUCAAAUACUGGAAACAUGGAUAUAUAUCAAGAAACAUAUGAAAAGAUAAAACAUAAACUAGAAGAUUUGCCAAGCACAAGCAAGCCAAUGGGCGAUUCUUUCGAUAUGUAUGCCGAUGAUUUCGAAGAAAAAGAGUCUAAGCUCUUAAAGGACUCACAAAAAGAAGCAAACGAGCCAAGUACAAAUGAACUAAAAUGGGAGUUUAAGUGGAAACAGACAGAUGAUGAAAUACAGGGCCCAUACAGUACAGAAAAAAUGUUUAAUUGGUCUCAAGGAGACUAUUUUAAGACUGGAGUGUAUGUACGCAAAGUUGGAGAGAAUUCAAAUUUUUAUUCGAGCAAUAGAAUAGAUUUUGAUUUGUAUUUGUAAGCCAAUGUUUAUACUUAUCGCUAAGUAAUGUUUUUGGUUUUCACUACGUUAGGAAAUAAAGGAGCAUUUUAAGUUUCGCAAGAGUUAAUCGAUGAUCUAUGGUGGACUUCGAGCUUAAAUAAAUAUAAUUGAAAUAAUGGAA